Messenger RNA from Pyricularia pennisetigena, 2757 nucleotides. RefSeq lists its product as uncharacterized. The coding region runs from base 1 to 2757 and encodes 918 amino acids. Gene Ontology annotation, cellular component: nuclear pore. Gene Ontology annotation, biological process: protein import into nucleus; mRNA export from nucleus; ribosomal large subunit export from nucleus. Lineage: Eukaryota; Fungi; Ascomycota; Sordariomycetes; Magnaporthales; Pyriculariaceae. The record is from RefSeq and is a predicted model, not a curated record. The transcript has 2 exons. Gene Ontology annotation, molecular function: structural constituent of nuclear pore; protein binding.
AUGGUGAAAAUCACCAGCUACACUCCAGCUUGGCUGAACGAGCCGGCUCUUGGUCAUAGUUUAUUCGCACCCCCGGAGCUCGACCCUAGGAGGAGUUCUUACGCGCCCAAGGGCAAGCCCAAGGCUGGACCAAGACGGACGAUAGCGCGUCGAGGCACUGAGGUGUUUGUCGCCAACGGUCGAGAAAUCAGAUGGGGCGAUCUCGUGUACCUCAAGGAACACCACCAGUCGAGGCAAACCCGGGGUGGUGUGCGCAUCAAACGGGAAGACUCCAAAGGCUCCGGUUCUUUCGCAAUACACGAGGAUGAUGGACCCAACGCCGGCAUUGGAUCCUCUGGCCAUGCUCAGGGCAUACGCACAAUCAAGACGCCGGUAGCAGACGACAUCAGGCAACUCAUCAUAUCUCCACACUCAAACUAUCUCGCAGUGCUAACGGCACAUACGGUCCAUGUAUGCCUGCUACCGGAUCCUUCACACCUGACAGCAGAAGAUAGUGGCCCUCUCAAGGCCAAGUUUUGGACCCUAGGGCCUACUACGCAUGUGACAUCCAAAUCGGCCAUCGCUUCGGCCCUCUGGCAUCCACUCGGUGUUAGUGGCUCAUGUCUGGUCACCGUCACUGACGAUUCCAUCGUUCGGGUGUGGGAAAUAUCUGCCGCCGAUCGGUGGUCGUUCGACUCGCCCACCCUCGCCAUCGAUCUGAGGAAGCUCGCGGAUGGCACCUCGCUCGACCAGGACUUCAGCGCAUCGAUCGGGGCGAUGAACCAGGGAUUCUCGCCUGACUCGUUCGACAUGGAAGUGGCAGCCGCCUGCUUCGGCGGCCGCGGAUCUGGCUCGUGGUCAUCAAUGACAUUGUGGGUCGCCAUGCGUGGAGGCGACGUCUACGCCUUGUGCCCGCUGCUUCCUCAGAAGUGGGCACCGCCGCCUAACCUGAUCCCAUCGCUCUCGGUUUCGGUCGUCGCGAAGGUCGCCGCUAUUGAGGAUGACCCGACCGUAUCGGUUUCGGAGAAGCAACUAGCACAGCAACAGCUAGAGUGGAUGUCAGAUCUCGAUAGCCAGGAACCACGGAUUAUCGAGGCCUCUGUUACUGAGCCGGCCUCGGAGAUCUACACCAGACCUGCAAAGCCUGGAGCCAUUCCCAAGUUACAGGGACCCUUUGAUCUUGAUUUGGAAGCUCUGGGUGACGACGAUCUAGAUCUGGAACUGACAGAUAUUUUUGUCAUUGGGGAGAAGGGCGACACAGGAGAUUUGAUGAUGGAACAAGAUGAGGAUGAGCUUGCCGCGGACGAUUCGGAAGGCUUGUCACUGUCUGUGAUAUGUCUCGUCUCAACAAGCGGACAACUUCGAAUUUGUUUGGAUCUCGACGGUGUUCAGGCGCAGUGGCUUCCACCGUCAAAAUCCAAAGUGGCCAGAUUCGGCGCAACUAUAGAUCCUCCUUCGCUUCUUACAUUUCAGACGAUGGACGUUAUGCGACCUAUGGAAGUUAGCUCCGACGCAUGGCCCAUGUUCAGCGAAGAUGUUACAUCGCGAUACUCAUUUUACAUUACACAUCCGGCCGGCAUCACGCUGGUGUCCCUAGCACCUUGGGUCUUCCGUCUGGAGAGUGAGCUCCAGGGCGACUCGGUGGCCGGUGCAGACUUCCGGAUAGAUCUUCUAGUCAAAGGACAGUCAUCCACCAGGGACCGGGUUUACACUCACAAAGGGGGCCCGCUAGCAGCUUGCGUUGCCAUCAACGAUCCAGACCUGGGUCACUUUGUACUGAGUGGCACGCCUCAGGCUGCCGUUGCACUAACACUGGACACUCCCGAAGACGAGUUUGGGCCUGCCGUCCGGGCGCCGAGCCCGACGUUCGCCCACGAGGAAGAUAUCAAGCCGUUGGUCAUCUGCGAACCGCGGCCGACUUUCCAACCGCCCGACACCCUUGGGGAGCAGAAUGAGCUCUCGGACUUUGUCAAGCUCGCGAGGUCGAGCAAGUACCAGGCGGCGCUGACGCAGCAAGAGAUCAGGCUGUCGCCGGCGAUCCUUACGUUGCUCACCAACGCGCACCAGCACGUGGAUGCGCAGACGGAGCGGAUCAAUCAGGCGGUGAGCGAGCUGUUUAGAAGGCUGCAGCAGCUGCCGGCGGAACUACACGAGCAGGUACUCAAGAUGAACAUGCUCAAGGGCAAGAUCGAUAAGAUUGCGGGCGAAGACGACGUGGACUCUGAAACGGGCGAGCGCAUACCGGACGACGUGCGACUGAGGAGACGACUGGAGGAUGUCAGGGAGCGCCAGAAGGCACUGGCGGAACGCAUGGAUAGGCUGAAGAGGCAGACAAGCCGGGCGCACAGCCGUGAGCUGAGCGAUAAGGAGAAGGCGUGGAUAGAGGAAGUCAAGGCGCUCGAGGCGAGCGUGCUAGGAAGCUGGUCCGACGUGGUGGCUACCAGCGGGGAGGAGCAGCAGCAGCAGCAGCAGAGGACGGGGGCAAAGAUCAGGCAAUACCGGCAGCGGUUCGAGGAGGUCACGCGACUCAAGGAGGAGCUGGUCAGGCAGGCUCAGGCGCUGGGUCAGCAGCAACAACAGGGCCAGAACCAGCAGAGGAAGGCAUCUCCGGCCGGGGACGGAGGCAGGGCGGAGCCGGGAUCGCCAUCAACACCUAACAUGAAGGUACCGGCCGAGGUGCGCAAGGCCAAGAUUGGGCAGGUGAUGCAGCUCCUGGAGAGGGAGACGGCGUUGGUCGAGGCUGUUAAGUCAAGAUUGGAGAAGCUGUCAUGUCAGUAA